Messenger RNA from Xenopus tropicalis (tropical clawed frog), 1620 nucleotides. It is a transcript of the gene sox17a, whose product is annotated as SRY-box 17 alpha. Lineage: Eukaryota; Metazoa; Chordata; Amphibia; Anura; Pipidae. Gene Ontology annotation, biological process: animal gross anatomical part developmental process; system development. The record is from RefSeq and is marked provisional. Gene Ontology annotation, cellular component: nucleus.
UUCAGCCGCUCAGUAGGAGCUGUUGGAUCUGCCAGUGACCCGCAAUCUCAGCCGCUCCUUCUCCGGUCCAACUCUACUCACCAUGAGCAGCCCUGAUGGUGGCUACGCUAGCGACGAUCAGAAUCAGGGAAAGUGCUCAGUGCCAAUAAUGAUGACUGGACUCGGGCAGUGCCAGUGGGCCGAACCCAUGAAUUCUCUCGGGGAAGGGAAACUAAAGAGCGAUGCUGGAUCUGCCAAUUCCAGGGGCAAAGCCGAAGCUCGGAUCCGCCGACCCAUGAAUGCGUUUAUGGUGUGGGCAAAGGACGAGCGCAAGAGGCUGGCACAGCAGAACCCGGACCUGCACAACGCGGAGCUCAGCAAGAUGCUCGGCAAGUCCUGGAAGGCUCUGACUCUGGCAGAGAAGCGCCCCUUUGUGGAGGAAGCAGAGAGGCUGAGGGUGCAGCACAUGCAGGACCACCCCAACUACAAGUACAGACCCCGCAGAAGGAAACAGGUGAAGAGGAUGAAGAGGGCAGAUACUGGCUUCAUGCACAUGGCAGAGCCGCCGGAGAGCGCAGUGCUGGGCACUGAUGGCAGGAUGUGCCUAGAGAGCUUCAGCUUGGGUUACCAUGAGCAGACUUACCCCCACAGCCAACUCCCCCAGGGCAGCCACUACAGGGAACCCCAAGCCAUGGCUCCUCAUUAUGACGGUUACAGUUUGCCCACUCCUGAGAGCUCUCCUCUGGAUUUGGCUGAAGCAGAUCCUGUAUUCUUCACAUCUCCACCCCAGGACGAGUGCCAGAUGAUGCCCUACAGCUACAAUGCCAGCUACACUCACCAGCAGAACUCUGGGGCCUCCAUGUUGGUAAGGCAGAUGCCACAGGCUGAGCAAAUGGGCCAAGGCAGCCCAGUACAGGGUAUGAUGGGAUGCCAGAGCUCCCCACAGAUGUACUAUGGACAGAUGUACCUGCCAGGCUCUGCCAGGCAUCACCAGCUCCCCCAAGCUGGGCAGAACUCCCCGCCCCCUGAGGCUCAGCAGAUGGGCAGAGCAGAUCACAUCCAACAGGUUGACAUGCUGGCAGAGGUGGAUAGGACUGAAUUCGAGCAGUAUCUGAGCUAUGUGGCUAAGUCAGACUUGGGCAUGCAUUACCAUGGGCAGGAAUCGGUGGUGCCUACGGCAGACAAUGGGCCCAUCUCUUCUGUCCUUUCCGAUGCCAGUACUGCUGUAUAUUACUGCAACUACCCCAGUGCAUGAAAGACUCGAUUCCCUAUAGAUCCUGCAGUAUUCACGUACCUCAGUUUUGGGGGCCUAGUCGUUUCAGGCUAGAGAGAGUUUCCAGGGGAAGACCUGACUCUGUGUCUUAUCGUAUUGACUCUCUAAUUUAUGUAAUUUAUUUUACAUACAACGGGGCAGAAAAGUAAGAAAUGAAAUAUUAUCUUCCUUUAGGAUGAGAUAACUGGCUCCAGACUUAAAUACUUACUGAUCAAAAUUAGAUUGAUCUCGAUAUUUUCAUUGAAUGCAAUGUGAAACGGUCUGAUUAUUGUGUACGUGGUACACUGCUUUUAUAUUUGUGCUUUUAAAUAAUUUUUAUACAUUGUUUUUUUUAUUUUGCACUUUUAUAAAUAAACAUUAAAAUAUAA